AUGACGCAGGAUCACCCGGACAUCAACGGCAUCCCGAAUUUUUUGCAGUCAAGCAGCACUGAUCUCGGCGGUGCCCUCGGACAUGACAUGUUGGACCACUUGAACGAGAAGCUUCGCGCCUUGCGAAACAACACCAAGCGGCGACACCUCGACGGGAGAGCCGAGAGCGCAUCAAACCCGCCGCGCAUACGCCUGUACUACAAUGACGAAGGCAUUCGAUCGAUUCUGCGCCAAUGCUCACCGACUCUUGAUAGCCGCGCUCGAAGACCCGCACGCCAACUCCAACGAUGCCCAGAUCGCUGUCAAGGUACUGCGCUACCGCAAGGUCGCUUGGAUAAUAUUGAUCCUCGAGGCCCGAUGUUCGACGUCUCCACGUUCUUCGGUAUCGAGUGGUGCAAAAGUGGGCUAUAA
Molecule: messenger RNA, 411 nt
Organism: Phytophthora sojae
Lineage: Eukaryota; Oomycota; Peronosporomycetes; Peronosporales; Peronosporaceae
Exons: 1
Coding region: 1-411 (136 amino acids)
Source: RefSeq, a predicted model, not a curated record